AUGUCGAAACGAUCAGGCGAAGACGAAGCCGCCGGCGCCCUCAAGGACCGCGAGAGGCCCGACCAGAUGGACAUGGACGUCGACGACAAGGACAUUGGCGAGUUCGCCGACGAAUUCGAAGACGAGUUUGAGAGCGAGGACGAAAUCAUGGAAGCCGGCGUCGACGGCCGCCCCGACGCCGAACGAGAGGCCGAGGAAAAGAGCAUGAACGUCGACCAAGGCACCUUCAUCAUCGGCCGCCACAAGCUCGAGCCCGGCCAACACCCCUGGCCCUGCCUCUCCUUCGACCUCGUGCGCGACCACCUGGGCAGCGACGCCCACCGCGGCAAAAUCUACCCCGCCACCAUGUACGCCGUCGCCGGCACCCAGGCCGAAUCCGCCCGCUCCCGCGAGAACCACCUCAUGGUCGUCAAGCUCAGCGGCCUCGGCCGCGUCGAGCGCGACGCCGCCGGCGCCGACUCCGACGACGAGGGCGACGAAGGCGACGACGACGAGGACUCGGACCCCAUCCUCGAGAGCCGCACGAUACCCCUCGGCUCCACCACCAACCGCAUCCGCGCGUGGCAAGCGUCCCCCGACGCCUCUUCCUCUUCCUCUUCUUCCACCAUGCCCCGCACCCUCACCGCCGCCAUGACCGAAUCCUCCGACAUCCACAUCCACGACAACCAACCCCAGCACACCAUCCGCGCCCACAAAGCCGAAGGCUACGCCCUCGACUGGUCCUCUCUCGCCGCCGCCAGCCGACCCCGCCUCCUCACCGGCGACAACGACGGCCUCAUCUACCUCACCGCCGCCGCCGACGAAGCCGCCACCACUUGGUCCACCGAAGCCAAGCCCUUCCGCGGCCACGCCAGCAGCGUCGAAGACAUCCAGUGGAGCCCCUCGGAGCCCUCCGUCUUCGCCUCCGCCUCCAGCGACGGCACCGUCCGCGUCUGGGACGUCCGCAGCAAGAGCCGCAAGCCCGCCAUCACCGUCCAGGUCUCCUCCACCGACGUCAACGUCCUCUCCUGGUCCCGCCAGACCUCCCACCUCCUCGCCUCCGGCGCCGACGACGGCGUCUGGGCCGUCUGGGACCUUCGCCAGUGGAAGGCCGGCGGUGGCGCGGCCGCUAAGCCCACCCCGCUCGCCAGCUUCGACUACCACAAGGAGCAGGUCACCAGCAUCGAGUGGCACCCCACCGACGACAGCGUCAUCGCCGUCGCCGCCGCCGACAACACCGUCACCCUCUGGGAUCUCGCCGUCGAGCUCGACGACGAGGAGAGCAAGGACACCGCCGGCGUCCCCGAUAUCCCCCAGCUUCUCUUCAUCGUCGGCAGCCUCGUCGCUACCGGCGAGCAGUUUAGCGUGUUUAGGACCAUCAGCGUUUAA
This is a messenger RNA of Parascedosporium putredinis, 1368 nucleotides long. The record is from the annotation of a GenBank genome assembly. Lineage: Eukaryota; Fungi; Ascomycota; Sordariomycetes; Microascales; Microascaceae.